UAAUCCCGGCGACACCAUCCCCCCAUUUAAAUCCACUCCACCGGCACACACCACUUUAACACACUGUCCUCCGCUGCCAUCCCGUCCCGGCCCCUGGAGGAGAGGAAACGCCAGCAGCAGCAGCAGCAGCAGCAGCAGCAGCCAGAACCAGCUCCGCACCGCAGCACCAUCACUGCUGCCUCUCGCCUGCAUAGUAACAUGGUUUGCAGGGCUCGGCUGCUGUAGCCAAGGGCCACUUAGUCAGUCAGUCACUCAGCCGGCCACUCGGUUUGUGUGUGUGUGUGUUUGUGUGUAUGUGGUGUGUGUGUGUGUGGAUGCGUGUGUGAGCGUGCAGUAAGAAACAGAGGUCUCGGACGCUCCAAGCAUCACUAUUCGUCCAGGAGGGAAGCGUCCAGAGCGAGCCCCGCGUUCCUGCAUCUCUUCCCGGCUGUCCUACACACCAGCCCCGCUGAACCGGAGCAGGGAUAACCCCCCCCCCCCAUCCCCAGCUGCACCGACACUGCCUCGGCUUUAUCGGGUGUGAAAAGCGGCCUGGCUAGAGCUAUAGCUGCUGUUGUUGUCAAGGAAACUGAGAGCCCUGUCCCGUUACCAUGGGGAAACAGAACAGCAAGCUGCGGCCUGAGAUGCUGCAGGACCUACGAGAGAAUACCGAGUUCUCCGACCAUGAGCUGCAGGAGUGGUAUAAGGGUUUCUUGAAGGACUGCCCCAGUGGAACCCUGAAUGUGGAGGAGUUCAAGAAGAUUUACGCCAAUUUCUUCCCCUAUGGUGACGCCUCCAAGUUCGCCGAGCACGUCUUCCGAACCUUUGACACCAACGGUGACGGGACGAUAGACUUCCGGGAGUUCAUCAUCGCUUUGAGCGUGACGUCACGGGGCAAGCUGGAGCAGAAGCUGAAAUGGGCCUUCAGCAUGUACGACCUGGACGGAAAUGGGUACAUCAGCCGCGAGGAGAUGCUGGAGAUUGUACAGGCCAUCUACAAGAUGGUGUCAUCUGUGAUGAAGAUGCCAGAGGAUGAAUCCACGCCGGAGAAGAGGACAGAUAAGAUCUUCAGACAAAUGGACCUCAAUAAUGAUGGCAAAUUAUCCCUGGAGGAGUUUAUCAAAGGUGCCAAAAGCGACCCUUCCAUCGUCCGGCUACUCCAGUGCGACCCCAGCUCGGCCUCCCAGUUCUGAACUACUGCCCCGCUAUGACCCCUUCUUCCUCACCCUCUCUGUUGCUAUUGAACCAGUCACUCAAAUCAAUGCAUGAUGGUUCUCGUCUCUCAUAUCAUCUUAAAAUUUUUGUUGUUGUUGUGCAAAGAUGGAGGAAGAAUUUUAAGGAGGAUAAGAAAAGUCAUCACUAUCAUUUUACUUUUAUUUUUAUAUUUGGGGGAAAUAUAUGAAGGGACAUGUAUACAUUUAAUGAUCAGUCGAGAGAGGCGUCCGCUAAUGUUCCCGAAUAAUAUUCCUCUCUCUCUGGAACGUCGGAUUUCCAGGGGGCUUGUGACAAAUUUUUUUUUUUUUUUUUUGCAGGGUGAGGAUUGCUCAGUUUCCCCUCCAACACACAUGUAUAUCAUGUAUAUACUGUAUGUCUAUGUAUAUCAUAAGAUGAAGUACAUUCGUCUUCAUGUAUGGUGCACACUCUCUGGCAUUGAAAGGCAGUAUUAUGUAGCGUAGCUUCCUGGUCUGAUCUGAAUGGGUGGUCAGCGGGUUGGAGGUGGGUGGGUGGGGAUUAUUGGGAUGUUUCGCUGAGAAAAAGAAGGCCUAAGAUCCCAUUAGGUUUUUAUUGAUAUCUACUUGCAUUUUGUUGAUUUAUAAAUUUUAAAUGUGUUUUUUCAUUUGUACAUAUUGUUUUCCUCCUUCAUGUUGUUUUAUUUAUUCAUUUUUAUUGUUAUUAUCUUUUACUUUGAUAUGUUGUUUUAGAUGAACACUCUAGUUUACAGUGACAGAGAGAGAGACAGAGAAAAUGUGAGUUAAGACUGACCUCUCUGGGAUUUGUGGUUUUUGUCAAAGUGGAAGAAGAAUAUGAAAUUGUAGUGAAAUAAGGAGUUCCCAUAAUGCAUCUGAUCAACGACACCAGUAGCACAUAUCGUUUGAGCCGCCAUGUGUUUAUAAAGUAUGGCUGUGCAUUUGGUCUGAAUGUGUGUGUGCAUGUGAAUAUGCACCGUAUCCUCGAGGCUAACUUUUACAGUAUUACCAUGUUGUGUUGUUUCUUAAUUUGUAAGUAUUUUAAAGUUCUUUAUCAACGAGCAGUAAACUUAAGAUAGUCGUGACCUGUGACUAUACUGCAUGAUCCUGCGAACCCAACGACGACAACACAGAAACAGUAAACGCACAGCGGUAUCUUUUUGUAGCUCUGCAGCCUCCUCAGCACCGUACCAGGCAGAAAUGACUGAAUAUUUGUCUUGCUUUGGGACAAACCCUGACCCCACUCUCUUUUCCUCAUGACAGACAUGAAAACUCACUAAGGGCUCGUUCAUCUCUCUCUAGCUGAAUGCUUUUAUAACCUCCUGGAUUAGUCUGCUUACAGAGCAGUUAGAUGAAGGGACACGUGUCACGAGACAGUAGCAGGUUACUUGUUCUGAUUUGGAUUUUUAGUUUUUCUCCAGACAAUAGCCGGUGGCCAUGUUUAUAUUAGCAGUUAUAGAAAUCUUUAACAUCUGGGAUACCUGUUCUAAGAGAUUUAAUGAAUAUUUGUAGCGCAGAGAAAGUGAAACACUUCCAGGCAUGGCAUCAAGUCAAUCUCUCAGUGUCUCUUUAAACUACUUUAAACUGUAUGAUAUUAGAGUUUUAAAACACAGCUUUGACUGAGUGAAACCAUGUUUCACAAUAAAAACCACCAUCUGAAACACUGUGCAAAUGUAAACAGAGCCGCUGGUUGCAGCAGUGCCAGCACCACUCUCAUAUAUCGCCCAUUUAAGGCUCCCAUUGUCAGAUCACUGUUGCCAUCUUCUGUUUCAGAGAUUAAACACACACUACAAAGUCAGUCUGUGACGUAGGUUACCAUGGAGUUGACUGAAAAAAAAUUCAAAGUUGAAGUAAAACUGCAUAUUUGAAGUAAGCCCUGCUUCAAAAAUAUUUUCUUAGGAGUUGACCUGUUGCCCUGACGACAUCACUGAAGACAGAGAUUACUAUUUUCAUUUCAGUCAAAAUGUUUCUUGAUAUGAUGCACAAGAGACUUGAGGCUGUUGGUUGAAGAUGACCCCUAAAGAAACAUUAUCAUAAAACAUAUGGUAUUUCUUUAUUGUUAUAGACUGAAGUACAUUUUCUCAAGUACUGAGACUUAUAUUAGUACAACACCUAAGUACAUUACUUGAGUAUUUUUAUUUUAUGUUACUGUAUACUUCUACUCCAUUACAGUUCAGAGGCAAAUAUUGUAAGUUUUACUUUACUGCAUUUAUUUAACAGCUUGUUUCUUUUUCAGAUUAAGAUUUUACAUAUGAAAUGAUUAGUUUAUAUAAUAUGUGUUGUUAUAGAUUUAAGUGUUGAAAAGUAAUAAAACUAGUUAAAUUAGCUCCAUCUUGAUUAACUAUAACUUUAAAGUAAUCAUUACAAUAAUAAUAUAACUUAUAAUAAUAGUAUAACAUUAACUAAGGCCAUUCUGCAUGAGUACUUUCACUGUUGAUACUUAGUAGAUUUUACUGUUGAUAUUUCUGUACUUUUUACUUGAGUAAACAGUUUGAAUGCAGGAUUAUAAUGCGGUCUUUUUAUAAUGUGAUAUUGCUUCGUUUACCCAGUAGUCUGAAAACUUCUUCCACCACUGGUAUUUAGCAAAGCUGAUAUUCAAAAUCUCUAAAUUGGACCAUGACCCUUCCUGGCGAAGGAUUCAGUUUUUAUUCCACAAUUUUAUUCUUAAGAUUUUAGAAAAAAUCCUUUUUUAAAUGGGACAAUGAAACGCUUAAUUAAAACCCAGACUAAUUCAGUUAUUUCAGGUGGGUUAGCAGCUCUGUAAAGCGGGUGGUUCACACAGGCUGCAGUUUACACACAGUGGGAAAGGUGAGGAAUAAAACCCAAACACUUCAUCACACUUGGAGGAUUUCUCUGUCUUUUGUGCGAGAUAGAAAUAAGUGUUUGUUCUGUGGUCAGAGAGGAAACUCCAUCAAAACAUCUGACGAACAUCUAAAGUUGAUAUCAGCCUGAAAUAUGAUUCUAAUUGUGAUUUUUAUUUAUAUUGUGUUGCCCGACAUUUGACUACCUCACAAACUGAAUGGUGUGCAAUGGUGGCAAAGUGAACUACCAAUCAGAGCCUGAGAGCUGUGCUGGUGCAGCUGCUUCCGCAUGUCAUAAGACUUGAUGUGAGGUGAACUUGUACCAAACAUUUGCGCAGGAGCUUCCUGACCAGCCACACCUCUGCUUUGGAGAUCCUGUAGUGUCACUGCCUUCUGCUGGUAGGAUAAGGAACAACAGUUGCUACCCCAUGAUCAAUUACAGUUUAACCCUUUUCUAUUCUCACUGCCUCUGAUAAACUGGUACCUUGUGUUGGAUAAAUACGCCCCCCUUCCCCUCUUCUUUCUUCCUUCCUUCCUAACCUCUCCUUCCUUCCUUCCUAUUUUUCUGUUGCAUGAAAACCUCACAUGAGGAUGUCAUGUUUGUUCCGUUGGACCUGAAAUAGAAAUAUACCUAAGUGUUUCAAAGCUG
This is a messenger RNA of Seriola aureovittata, 4616 nucleotides long. RefSeq names its product hippocalcin-like protein 1. The record is from RefSeq and is a predicted model, not a curated record. Gene Ontology annotation, molecular function: calcium ion binding. The transcript has 5 exons. The coding region runs from base 591 to 1172 and encodes 193 amino acids. NCBI's taxonomy places the organism in Eukaryota, Metazoa, Chordata, Actinopteri, Carangiformes, Carangidae.